Messenger RNA from Chelonia mydas (Green sea turtle), 3322 nucleotides. It is a transcript of the gene SH2D4B, whose product is annotated as SH2 domain containing 4B. The record is from RefSeq and is a predicted model, not a curated record. The coding region runs from base 405 to 1451 and encodes 348 amino acids. Gene Ontology annotation, cellular component: cytoplasm. The transcript is spliced from 8 exons. Lineage: Eukaryota; Metazoa; Chordata; Testudines; Cheloniidae.
CAACCACUGGAAUUCAUGUUGCAAAAGUGUUUCCAUAUCGCCCGCAGUCACUCAGAACUGUCUGUCUAAAAGUGAAUGUUGCUGACAAUAUUUUCUAGGUGUAUUCCCCUUUUAGAGUUUGCCUGCUCCUGAGAUGCCAGACUGAGCCUACAAGAGCUGCAACAGUAAUGGCUCGAGAGCCUCUGGAGAGCAUUUCCCAGCCUGCCUAACGCCUGGGUCAGGUAGCUCCAGCUCUGCAGGCACCAGUAGUCAGAAAACCAACCUGGUGCCAGCUACCUAAAGCCAGCCAAUACCUCCACAGGACUCUGGACCAGGGGGCCAGGAAAGGACUCUGUCCCACCCAAGGUAAUGACAAACAUGUGCAGUGGCUUCAUGGGAGUGAUGGUGAGAUCUGGGUCUGGAUUAUGGGAGACUCCCCAGGUGACAAGCCAUAUGAACAGAUUUCUGAGGAACUAAUAGCAGAACGAGCCAGGCAGCAAGCACAGAAGGAAGCAGAAGAACUAUGGAAGCAAAAAGAGGCUGAAAUUACAAAGAAAUUCCGGGAUGCUAUGGCUAAGGAGAAAGCCAAAAUAGUGGCAGAAAAAUGGAAAACAGAAACAGAAGAUCGAAAAGCCAAACUGAUGGAGGAAAAAAUUCAGGAGGAAUUAAAGAAAAGAGAGGAAGAAGAGAGGCAAAGAGGUGAAGAACAGAUACGACAGCAGGAGGAACUUAGAGCAAAAGAGUUGUACUUGAGCCUCAAGCAAGCUCAACAGCACAACCAACAUAAUGAACAUGAGGAACAGGAGUGGAAAGAACAGUUGCGCCGCUCAAAGGCUGCAGAUGAGGAAAGGAGCCACAAAGCACGCAGGGCCCGGGAUGAAUAUCGACGGCAAUCCUUACGAGCCAUCCAGAAGGGAAAAGUGGCUGGCUUGAGUAACCUGUUCAAGGGGACCAGCCUGAAUAAUGAACCAGUGAUAAAGCUGAAUAGCAACAAUCCUAGCCCACUAAUGACACUCACUACACCAGCCAGGAAAGCUUGGGAGCGUCCUUCUAGACCCAUUUCCAGAGAAAUCCUCAUUCAUUGGUUCAAGGAGGAGCAGCUUCCACGACGUGCUGGGUUUGAGAUGAACACCUGUGCUGUUGCGCCCUGGUUUCAUGGUAUUAUUAGCCGCCAGGAGGCAGAAGAGCUGCUAAUGAACAAGUCUGAAGGAGCAUUCCUGGUGCGGGUCAGUGAGAAAAUCUGGGGCUAUGCCUUGUCUUAUCGCCAACAGAGUGGGUUCAAACACUUUUUGGUGGAUGCUUCGGGGGAUUUCUACAGUUUCUUGGGUGUGGAUCCCAACCGGCAUGCGACACUCACGGAUCUUAUUGAUUUUCACAAGGAAGAAAUUAUCACAUCCUCGGGUGGGGAGUUACUACUGGAACCAUGUGGACAGAGGAAGAACCCACCUGACUACAGUUCUUUAUUUGAAUGACUGUUUUCAGUCUUUAGGACUAGAAUGAAAAUCCUAUGGAUAGUUAAAAUAGUAUGUUAGUUAUCAAAUCUUCAGUCACUAGCUGUUUGAACAGCAAACUACCACCACUAAAAGAUCCUAGAAGCAACCGUUUGAUACCUGAUUUGUGGUAAUUAUUUAUGUCACCAAGAGUUUAAAGAUGGGAGAAUACUGACUGACUACAGGUGAAGACAAUCCCCAGUGGUCCUUCUAAGAGAUGUGGUCAACUGGCAUUGACACUCAAGGUCAUUUUAAUUUUUCAACUAAUGUCCAGGGUUGAAAAUGCUAACUGACAUGACUUUAAGAAGGAAGGUGAACAACUCUAUGCAUUCAUAAGGCAUUGUAUAAAAUACUAAUAUGUUGAAUUAGGUUCUUUCCUCUGACAUCGAGUUUGCUAGUUUCCAAUGACAAUCUCAUCAGUCAGUCUUGCAGUUUUGCAAAUGGACUUUAAAAACUUGUGUAAUUUGUGAUAUCUUAUUGUUUACUUUCAAAUUCAGGCCUAUAAAGUGAAGUUUCCCUCAGAGCAGACAGUCCCCACAAGACCCUGUGCACUAUUAAAGACUUUAUGGGUCCAGUGGCAUUGGAAAGACUUUCACCUAUUCUAUAGAAGAUGGUCAAUUAUUCGGCACCAUGUAGCUAAUCACUGUUUCCAACAGGGAAAAAAAAACACCUACAAGAUUUAAAACUUUCACAAAUCAUUUUAUGUUGGGAAUGUAAUUUUGAAACUUGAAGUAAUGAAUGAAUUAAGGAUGGGGAAAUCACUCUGGAUAAAAUAUGAAGUGACCUGAAUCUUCACCCAAAACUUUAGCCAAUCCCUGACAUUUCUCUACUUUCAAUGAUGCCCAAGCCACAUCUUGCAGUUUCCCGGCUUCACUUUUUUAUAGUUCCAGACACUCCCUUACCAGUUCUGCUAGCCGAGGAGUUAGAUAGCUCCAUAUAUAAGGCAUGAAGUAUUUAUUAGAUAUCAUGCCUGUUCACUUUUACAUAUGAGGCAGAGAGCUCUUAAAGCAUUUGUUACAGCAACAUACUAAAUAUCAGAACACAUAUAAAGGAACAGGUAUACCGAAGUGAGUAACUUAGGGUAGCUGCUUAGACUUAGUAGAUUGAUAAGUUGGAGAUCAUUCCAUUAGACAAGUUAUGAAGUAUAAAGAAGAAGAAUUUUAAAGAACUCUCACUGGCCUCCUGGUUUGCUUCCAGGUCCCUUUGCAAGGAGCUGGCAGUUGGACUCAGCUGGGGUAUACAGAUGUUUUCCCUUUCAGUUCCUCAGAUCCUAUUCCUCCCUUCCCCGGGAGGGCAUCAUUUCAGAAUUGUCUGGCCAUGCUGACGGUUUGUUUACAAUAUAUAGCAUAAUGUAUUUUAUAUGAGUCAUUCUCAGUGGAGGGACGUAAUUUAAAUGGCCUUGUGACUCCUUAAGUGAGUAGUUUCUCCACCCUUUUCAGAUACUUAGGGCCCAUUUUGAAUAAUGAGGGACUUUGCCCUCAGCUACAUCUCACAUCUCAUUUCCUUUGCCUGUUCCUUGAAAUUCUUCCCUCUUAACUCCAACCUUUGUGCCUCUCUCUCACUUUCAGCUUUGUGCCUAAAUGCAUGAUAUUCUCAUGCUUGGAACAGCCUCACAAUUCAUAUGUGCCACUCUCCCACAUCCCCUUAAAACCUUUCUCUUAUUGUUGAAUCCCUUCCUCCUGAGAGGGUGACUCCAUUUGUUUGUGCCCUUGAAUGGGUAUCCUGUGUAUUGUAUCUGUCAGAAUUAGACUGUAAGCUGAUCUUCAGGGGAAGGGACCUUGUCUUUACAUGUUUGUUAAGCACCACCAACACUUAUGGUGUUACACAAAUAAUAAAUGCUCUUCAUAAUGACA